This is a messenger RNA of Colletotrichum orchidophilum, 2835 nucleotides long. RefSeq lists its product as uncharacterized. Bases 1 to 2835 code for a protein of 944 amino acids. The record is from RefSeq and is a predicted model, not a curated record. Gene Ontology annotation, cellular component: spindle pole body; mating projection tip; cell cortex. Lineage: Eukaryota; Fungi; Ascomycota; Sordariomycetes; Glomerellales; Glomerellaceae. The transcript is spliced from 2 exons. Gene Ontology annotation, biological process: mitotic spindle orientation checkpoint signaling; establishment of spindle localization; nuclear migration along microtubule.
AUGUCGGCCACGGAAGAAUUGGCUGCAGAGGCAGAAGCCAGCUGCAACAAGACAAAUACAAUUGCUGGUGCCGGUGACCCCUCUGAAGACCCGUGUUCCAGCCACCAACCACAGCGCCCGCAGCAAGCGGAGGACCAGGCACAGGCCCAGGAAGCCGCUACUACAGCGGACCACUUGGACCUUGGCUUCUCUGACGUCUCCAACCCGCAACUUUUCCAGCUAAACCCGCACUCCCAUGUUGUAAACAACAACACCAUCGACACCACCGCAAACAAACCGUCCUCACACCCAACCCGUGAUAACACGACAACUUCAAACCCCUCAAAUACCACACCGCCGGGCUCUUCUACGACGAAUAAAACAAAACAAACUCGCAAACCCUCACCAAAUCUCGCUGCCCGAUUGAAAGCGCUCGGUUUUACCUCGCACAAAAAGGCUACAGACCAACCUCUUGGUCAACAAGACAGCGUUGGGCGCCUGCCCGAAGACCAGAUCCGCCUAAUCGACGAAAAUCAUAAGGCGAGUUCCGUCGAAUCGAAGAUCAAUCGCCGCGGUCGCCCUUGGAAGGGCAUUACAUCGUCCGACGAUCCGAGACCACUGACUGCAUCUUCCACUGCUUCUAGAGAAGACACCAGCGCUUGGAUAUUGACAUCCUCGCCAGACGUUGCCCUGGGCGCGUCUCUCGUCCUACCCGAGAUCAUAACAACCGAACCCUUGGACAUGGAGACGCAAAAAUAUCGUCUGCCUGACCACACCAAUGGGAACGGUACCAAGGUACAACUUGAGACUCGACGAGAGCAUCUCGAACGCAAUGGUGCCCUUCCUGCCUCCGAUCAACCCCCACCUCCACCACCGAAAGACACACCCCCGGUGCCGGUGGUCGAGUUCACGCCCGAUCUUGCGUCAUACUUUACUCCCGGCCACCAGCGACCCGGUUCCAUUUACACGCUUUCCCGGGCAUCUUUCGCCAAUCAACUAGCUCAACUGACAUCACUUCAACUUCCCGAUGCGGAGUCUUUGUCCAGCAAGGUGUCUGCUAUCCCAACAGCACAAGUCGCAUCAAAAGCCCUGAUCAACGCUGCAGAGCAAAUCAGAAGUUGGAUCUACAAGGCAUCAGAGGUUAUUGGUGGCUUGGACAGCGACGAUGACGUGGAGUGGGCAGCGGCAGGAGGUCGCGAAGGAUACGAAGAAGUCGAGAACGCCAUACAUCGCUUCGAGAAACUGAUUAAAGUAUACGUCGGUGCUAUUGAGGAAUUGCAAGCUCGCGAAGACAUUGCCGGAGUCCCGCCCGAGGAUCUUCAUCGCGCCGUCUCCCAGAUGGAGUCUAUUAUCGAGGAGUGGGCCAAUAUCAAAGCGGCACUAAACACCGUUAAAGGGCAAGUCGAAAUCGCGAUGGAGUGGGAAGAACUGUGGAACAGUGUUCUGGGAGAUAUCCAGAGCGAAAUGGAUGAACUGAGCCGUCUGGUCUUCGAGAUGGAGGAACGACGUCACAAGUCGCUGAUGGCUGCCGCAGGCGGCGACGGCGUCGAUAUCGGAGACCUUGAGAACAUUGUGGACGAUACUCCUCCUCCCGUUGCAAGAAUGCAGGCGCAAAACCGCUUCAGUCUACCAGGUCUUCCGCUCAGUCCUGGGUCGACAUCUCCAGGAACGCCCACGCCCACUUUGUCACAAGAUGAUUCGAGUCUACUAGCCCUUUUCGCACGGAUGCAACCUUUGCGCGCAUCGCUGGACUUCCUUCCUAUGCGACUCGCCGUGUUCGCUGCCCGAGCCGAAAAAUCCUUCCCGACCGCUUGCGAGGAAUUGGACAUGCGACGCACCGGUCUCGAUGGCAGUUACAAAAAGUUGGAAAAAGAUGCUGAAUCAUUGCGUAAGGAAUUGGGCGAGGAUCGUUGGGUCAUUGUUUUUCGCGGAGCAGGACGACAGGCCCAAAAGAUGAUCGAGUCUGUCGAGAGAUCGAUGGUCAAGCUAAGAGAGGCCGUCGACACCGGCAUGCAUUUGAGCAACCCGCCGACAAUGAUCAAGAAGAUCGAGAACUAUGACGCAAAGAAAACGCACUAUGGCCCAGCUAUCGAGCGAGUUUUGGCUAUCAUCGACAAGGGCGUUAAGGACCGGCUAACUGUCAAUGGCGAGAUUCUCCGUUUGCAUGCUGAGAUGGAGUCGAAAUGGGAAUCAAUCAAGGACGAGAUGAGAGAGAUGGACGUGGUUGUGGACGAAGUGCAAGUGGAUACCCGCGGCCAGCAAUUGAGGGAUUCCAUCUCCAGCAUGCUGUCAAAUGAUCGCUCCACGAUUGGCAGCGGUCGCGACACCCCUGGCAGCUCUCCUCCUUCUUCGGUCAUUAUGUCGAGUCUCGGUCUAGAGCCAGUCACUCCCAGAAACAAGAUGGCAAAGAACCGCUCUGUAAGCACCAAUAGCCACUUACCACAGCCAUCAGGUAGACGACAGUCGUCAUUGCCAACGCCUUCCUCUCAACUGCCGCGCAAGCCCUUGGUCCCUCGACUGUCGAACAUGACCUCGAGGCUCGGUACUCCAUCCACGGGCACUAUCCCCAGACCUGCGUCGACGCAACCUAAUCGGCCCAGGUGGAACGGCUCGACCAACACCACGGAUUCCCUAUGCCAAGAAGACGUCCCCGGCCGCUCGACCAUCAUCCUCCUUGACCCCGCGAUCUUCAUCGCCCGGUGGUACGAGGAUGCCAACCCUUCGGAGCCCCCUUACCCGAGAGUCAUCCGCGUCACCUAUGCCCGAGGACACACCUACGAAGAGGGCUCCAUCGAAGCUGUCAUUCCGAGAGCGCCUGGCCUCGCCUGGUCCGUAUUCUCAACAGACACUGUCUAA